CGAGCAAAGGUUGUGGCGGCAACCGGGACAAGCGGUCGCUUUCCAUCGUUGCUUGUCCUUCUCCUCUCCGCCCAUGGCUUCUCCUGCUUCCUCCUAAUUCUAAUCUUCCCCCUUCCAAAUCCCCGCUUCCUCCUCGCGUCUCCCUCCUCACCACCCCAACAACGACGGCGCGCCACUCACGACUUCCUUAGGAUGAUCUCCAAGCUGUCCGUCUCCUGCACCACCUUCAACAUCCUCGCACCCAUUUACAAGCGCCUUAGCGAGAAGGAUCAGAGUUGCCGAGAGAGCCAGUACAGGGGCUACUGGCUGAGCCGGAAUGAGCGAAUCAUCGACCGCCUCCUGGGAGACCGGUCCUCCAUCAUUUGCCUUCAGGAGGUAUGGAUGGGGAACGAGGAGCUGGUGGAUAUGUACGAGAAGAGGCUUGGAGAUGCUGGGUAUAUCAGCUUCAAGCUUCCUCGGACAAACAACCGCGGCGAUGGGCUCCUCACUGCUGUUCGGAGAGACUGUUUUACGAUUAUAGACUAUCGUGAGAUGCUCUUUAAUGAUUUGGGAGACCGUGUUGCGCAGCUACUACGUGUUGAAUCAGUUGUUCCUUUAUGGCAAGGGUGUAGUAACAGCAUAAAUGUGCAAAUCAUUAUCGUAAAUACACAUUUGCUAUUUCCACACGAUGCUAGUCUCUGUAUAGUCCGCUUGCAACAGGUAUACAAGAUACUUCAGUCCAUCGAGACAUAUCAAAAGGAGAACGAUCUUAGUCCUAUUCCUAUCAUACUUUGUGGAGAUUGGAACGGAAGCAAACGAGGUCAAGUAUACAAGUUUCUCAUAUCACAAGGUUUUGUGUCAUCGUACGAUGCAGCUCACCAUUAUACCGACAGCGAUGCUGAUUGCCACAGGUGGGUGAGCCACCGUAACCAUCACGGGAACAUUUGCGGUGUUGAUUUUAUAUGGCUUUUAAAUCCGAACAACUCUAGGAAACCUCUUCGAACUAGCUGGAAAGAAUCAGUCUUUGCCAUUAUUAAGUAUCUUUUGCAAGCGGCUUCUCUUUCUGAAGAAAAUGCCUUUGCUUUUCUUAAAGCCGACAGUCCUGGUGACUACAUUACCUAUCCCGGGUUCUGUCAGGCACUCCACCAGUUAGGUCUGACUGGUCAUCGCGAUGGCCUUAUUCCUGAAGAUGCAAAAGACUUGUGGACUGAAGCUGACAUUGAUGGAAAUGGUAUGGUGGAUCAUGAAGAAUUUCAGCAGCGAAUUUGGUGUCCAAGUCCAAGAUGGUCAGAGCAUCCUCAGGAAAGCAUAGAGCUGGGAACCGAGUGGGGAUCAAACACCGCAAAGCCUGUUGCAUUAGGAUUCAGUGUUAAAGAUGCAGUUCUGUUUCCGCCGGAAGUUGAGGAGGGGAUGUGGCCGGAGAAUUACUCGCUUUCGGACCAUGCACCAUUAACUGUGGUGUUUUCUCCUGUGAAUUUGUCAUUUUCUCCACAAAGUUUCUGAACUUCUGAUGAAUUUGCUGAGCAGUUCUUGAAAAUGCUGAUGCAGCUGAAGGAAAUUUUGCUUCUUGAGUGAUCUUUUUUGUUGUUGAUCUUGUUUUUGCUCAAAUUAAUAUUUUUGUGUGAAAAUAUCAGUGAAAAGGUCAAAAAUUCAGUUCUCAAUUUUUUUUUAUCAUAUCUUUGUACUUGUAAAAAUAUACAUAUUAUUCGUGUGCCUGUAAUAAAUUUUCCAUGAUAAAAGAAAUGUAUCCAUAUUUUUUAUUGAUAA
Zingiber officinale is the source of this 1746-nucleotide messenger RNA. RefSeq lists its product as uncharacterized. Gene Ontology annotation, molecular function: 3'-5'-RNA exonuclease activity; calcium ion binding. The record is from RefSeq and is a predicted model, not a curated record. The transcript has 10 exons. NCBI's taxonomy places the organism in Eukaryota, Viridiplantae, Streptophyta, Magnoliopsida, Zingiberales, Zingiberaceae. Bases 193 to 1482 code for a protein of 429 amino acids.